UCUCGAUCGUGCCAUUGAGCAUCCCCACAUGCAUCCGGUCUCGAUCUUGACCCUCUUAGUGUUUUGUUCUGGCUACGUCACAGCUCGCUGGGACCUCGUCGCGCAGUUGAUCGAGCUCGCGCUAUUCGCUUGGGACCACUCCGUUGUUACACGAGCUCUCAAGGGAUUCGCGGUCCUCACCAUCUUCUUCGUCCUCAUUCUCAUCCCACUCGAACGCAUCGCUGCGCGCGAGGCCGAGCUCCAUCCGCGAACGAUCGAUACUCCAGGUCUUUCAGCUCGAGAGCAGCUGAGGCGUCGCGGCUCGUUCUACAUGCCCACACGAAACCAUGGGUUGAUGCGUGUAUUCUGGCCGUCUGACGCGCCUAGAGAUGCCCUAGCAGGAGUCCUUGUUGGAUGGAGGAACUCUGAAUUGGAUGUGACCGUGAUCUGCAUACUUCAGGGAGUCGAUGUGCGAAAUACGGAUCAUGCACUGCGCAUGCGAGCACUCUUUCGUGGAUGUCCUCAUUCGAUAGACAAGAUCACCGCGCACUGUGGUGGGCAACCGCUACAGGUGCUGGGAACACUCAAUGCAGACACCUCGGCCACGACCUUCGACCCCAAUCUCUUGUCACUACACACAGUACCACGGAGCACAAUACCUCGAGUCGACUAUCCGGAGGAUGCUCCAAUCACGAUCCAAAUCAUAACUUUCAUCAGACCCGAUCCGAAACGUAUGCAAUACCUGUCGCUCACGCCCAUAUCGCUCGCGCUUGGAGACAAACAGGUCAGAAUCGACAAAGAUGAAGAGCGCGAAAGGAUACGACAGGAGAAGCUGGUGGAGAAGUUGAAGUUGCACACCGUCGUGAAUCAUCCACGAACACAGAAAGAGCUGGCACUCAAGACAAUCAUUAUUCAGAUGAAUUGCUCGGCCGAGCUCAAUGCGUUGAUGCAACAGAAUAUUGGAAUGAUAGGCAUGAGGACGAAAAGAGCCAUGAGCGUCAGCGAACGAGUGGUGGAAUCAGCAACGAAUCUGUGGGAUUUCAUCCUGCUCUGGUCGAAGCAGGCGUUCAAGGAUCACAUCUGGCCGUUCGCGUCACAGGUGUUCAUCCUCUAUCUGAUGAUUCUUCGCGUGGCUGCGGAAGCUCUGCUUGUGCUGCUGGACUGGAGACCGACAGGCCGGGCUGCUCUGCGAGAUAUCUCUGCUUCCUGCCAGCAAGUUGAUAUUCGGCUUCAGCAGUUCUGCUAUUGGCCUGACCAAUAUGUGACCCUGCAUAACAGACGAAGUGACUGGGAGAGUAUCACGAACAGUCAUCCGGACUACAUUCGCUUCUUCAACAGUCUCUGGCUCGUCGCGAACGAUGUCAUUAUCGGAAUUGCGUUGGGCUCGUACAUCAUCGAAAACGUCGACUUUGUUGCUUCACAGCUGGACAAGGUGAUGACCACAUACUCGGUGGAGGGGCUUCAGCAAAUGCUCACCUGGCUGAUGGACUAUCCUGCCGGACUGAAGUUGAAUACGGAGCUGGCCAGAUUCCUUGGAGACCUCUUCCUCUGGGUCAUUGAGUACUGGAACGACUGCAUGACCCAGCUCCGACCAACGCUGCCGUACGUGAUCCGCCUGAUCGGCGUGUCCAGCUUCGCCGGGGCCAGUCUGCCCAUUGCAAUGUUCUCCGACUUACUCUCGUUGCUCACACUGCACAUCUACUCCUUCUACAUCGCAUCCGCGCGCAUCUACAAUUGGCAGCUGACGAUCAUCAUCUCGCUCUUCCACCUCUUCCGCGGAAAGAAGCGCAACAUCCUCCGCAACCGCAUCGACAGCUGUGAUUACGACCUCGAUCAACUACUUCUGGGCACGAUUCUCUUCACGCUUUUGUUCUUCCUCCUCCCGACCGUGGCUGUCUUCUAUGCUACCUUCGCCGGAGCAAGAAUGGGCAUUAUCGCAUUGAAAGCCGCAUUGGACACUUGGCUGGCUGUUCUCAAUCAUUUCCCGCUCUUCGCACUCAUGCUCCGCGUCAAGGAUUCCAGGCGUUUACCCGGCGGCAUUCGUUUUGAAUUGCAAGAUACCCCUCGCGCGUUGCUUUCUUCUUCUUCUGCAUCAUCCGCUGCAUCUAAAACUUCCUCCCCUCCUGCAAGGACCUCGUACAUCAAGUUACAGUCCGUCCCCUUACCUCUCUCCCAAACUUUCUCCCAGUACGCCCAACUUGGCCACCGCCUCCGAAAGCACUAUCUCUCUCCCCGUGUCUUCCUGUGUCUCGUCUCUGGACAAUUCGUGCCGCCUAUUCAUCGCAAGAGCCUUUAUAGCUUGCAGUACAGCAUGCUGCCGAGUCAAAGAGUGAGCAUUGGACAGCUGUGGAAGUUGUUGACGGAGGAGAGGAAGCCUGAAGGUGGUGUGGUCGUUGGGAAUGGGCAUCUGGUAGCGCCGACGACGUUGAAUGGGAGGAGGAGGAAGAGUGAGCGGAGGUAG
Zymoseptoria tritici IPO323 is the source of this 2440-nucleotide messenger RNA. It is a transcript of the gene MgGPI1, whose product is annotated as putative N-acetylglucosaminyltransferase subunit. The transcript has 6 exons. The record is from RefSeq and is a predicted model, not a curated record. Lineage: Eukaryota; Fungi; Ascomycota; Dothideomycetes; Mycosphaerellales; Mycosphaerellaceae. Gene Ontology annotation, biological process: GPI anchor biosynthetic process. Gene Ontology annotation, cellular component: membrane; endoplasmic reticulum. Bases 29 to 2440 code for a protein of 803 amino acids.